AUGACCUCCUCAGCUUCUCCGGACGAAAUGAAAGAGACCCCCUCUUCCAAAGAGGGUCGGCUUGACCAUCCGCCCGAUGAAACCAAUGACACCAGCAUCUCUAUAGACAAGGAGACGCAAGAACCCAUCAAAACGGCAUCACUGACCACCUACUUGAGAAUCCUCUCGUAUGGCGCGAGAAAUGGAGGCGUGUUUGCCAUGGUCAUCGGAAUGAUAUGCGCCAUGGGAUCGGGGAUUGCUCUUCCUCUCAUGAACAUCAUCUUCGGUAAGAUCGUUGGGGACUUCAACUCGUAUUCUCUGCCAGACACAGCGGUAAACGAGCACACUUUCCGGUCAUCGAUCAACAAAAGCAGUUUGUACAUCGUAUACUUGUUUAUCGGCAAGUUUGUACUUACCUACAUCGCCAUGAUCUGCUUCCGAAUAAUCAGUCUCUACGCCUCAGCAGCCCUACGACUUGAAUACACCCAGUCGCUAUUCUCGAUGCCCAUCAGUAAAUUAGAUCAGAUCUCGGUAGGCACCGUGAGUAAUGCCAUCACAGCGCAGUCGAACACGAUCCAGCAAAGUGUUUCCGACCGUCUUGCCAUUCUCUUCCAGUCCCUCGCACUGCUAGUUGCGGCAUACGCGAUCGCAUUCCGAUACUCUUGGGCAUUGACACUCGUUGUGAGCUCGGCCAUUCUCUUCGUCGUAAUAUGCUUCUGCUUGACAGUUCCUUUACUCGUUAAAGGCCAGCAAUAUGUCGACGAAGCCGAUAACAAGCAUGCUUCCAUCGCUGCAGAUGCAUUCGGCUCAAUCCGUGCGGUUUUAUCCCUCGGCGCGGAAGGAUCACUCAUCAAAAAACAUUCACAUUGGAUCGAGGAAGCCCGCAGACGCGGAUUGCGGAUGUCGCUGGUGACCGGAACGCAUCUUGCGACUCUUUUCUUCGCCAUGUAUGUCAGCUUUGCACUGGCAUUCUGGUUCGGUCUCAAACUUUACCGGGAGGGACACAUUGCUAAUGUCAACACCGUGAUCACGGUCUUCUUCUCAGUGUUACUAGUAGUCACGGUCAUGGGGGGUAUUGCUUCCCCCCUGAUGGCAAUCUCGAAAGCUAUCAGUGCCUCGGGGGCAUUCUUCGGCGUGAUUGAUUCGGAACCAGCCCCACUGGAUGGCCUGCGCCACCCCGAUGUUACCAGCCAAGCGGACAUAGUCUUCGAGAAUAUCUCAUUCGCAUAUCCCACUCGAUCGGACACUCAAGUUCUAAAAGGAUUCAGUGCGUGCUUCCCACGAGGCAAGACAACGGCACUCGUGGGGCCAUCGGGCUCUGGCAAAAGUACAAUAGUCGCGUUGAUUGAAAGAUGGUAUCGGAUUGAGGCCCAAUCUGAAGACAGCAACGAAAUGAACAGUGGAAGAAUACUCGUGGAUGGUCACAAUAUCAACGACUUGGACGUGAGAUGGUGGCGGUCUCAGGUGGGCUUGGUCCAACAAGAGCCGUUUCUCUUCAACGACACCAUCUACAAAAAUAUUUCCUACGGACUGAUAGGGUCUAAAUGGGAGAAUGAGUCUGAGGAUACGAAGCUGGAGAUGGUCUCCACAGCUUGCAGAGAAGCAUAUGCAGACGAGUUUAUCGAACGACUGCCAGAUCGUUACUCUACAAUGGUCGGCGAAGGUGGAAUUACCCUGAGUGGCGGCCAGCGGCAGAGACUCGCCAUCGCCCGGAGCAUUGUUGGCCAACCUCCCAUACUAGUACUGGACGAAGCGACUAGCUCAAUCGACGUGCGCGGUGAAAAGAUUGUACAGGCUGCAUUAGAUCGGGUCUCCAAAGACCGCACCACGAUCAUGAUCGCUCAUCGUUUAUCGACAGUCCGUCGAGCGGACAAUAUCGUUGUCAUGAAAGAUGGAGCAUGUGUGGAACAAGGAUCUCACCAAGAGUUGAUGGACCGCGGUGCUGUCUACCACAGCUUGGUCAAUGCUCAACAACUGGAGCCCCUGGAUGAUGAUUUUGACAAAGGCUCAGAAGAAUUACUCAUCUCCCAAAAAGAAGAAAUCCAACCGCACGAUUACCCAGUGGAUGGGGAAGAAGAAGAUGAGGAAACACCACGGACUAUAAAGAAGACCAAGUCCAAGGGGUUGCUACGCAGCUUGGGCCGUGUCUUCUAUGAGCACCGCAGUCAUUGGAUCCUUUACGUGUUGACUAUUGUGUCUGCGAUUGGGGCUGGAUCUGGAUACGCACUGCAAAGUUGGCUGUUUGCCCAGUUGAUACAGGUUUUCCAGUUUACAGGUCAGAAGUUGGUAGAUAAGGCUAAUUUCUGGGCUUUGAUGUUCUUCGUCCUUGCUAUUGCGAUGUCUACCUUCUACUUCUUGCUGGGGACAUCUGCCAACACAAUGUCCAUGCAUGUCGGAUCCAGCUACCGCAAGGACUACUUUGCCAAUACUUUGAAGAAGCCAGUUUCCUUCUACGAUCGCGAGGAAAAUUCUUCGGGUUCAUUGAUAUCACGACUUUCUAUAGACCCCAAACAGAUCCAGGACCUGCUCGGCCCGAUGGGAGUGUUUCCACUUAUUUCAAUCUUCAAUGUGAUUGGAUGUGUGGCCAUCUCAUUUUCAUUUGGCUGGAAGCUAGCAGCAGUUACGUUUUUCGGAGCGAUGCCCUUCAUACUUUUUGCGGCGUUCAUGCGACUCCGAUAUGAAACGCAUUUCGAGUCGAUGAACGCGGAAGUUUACGCAGAUAGCUCCAAAUUUGCGACCGAAGCAAUCAGGGCAUUCCGCACAGUGUCAGCUCUCACCAUGGAGAAGACCAUUAUCGAUCGAUAUUCAGGUUUGUUGAAAGAGCAGAGAAACAAAGCUUUCCGCAAAUCGUGGUAUGCAACUUUGAUCUUCGCAUUUUCCGACAGUGUUGAGCUUUGUGCUAUGGCCCUGACCUUCUGGUAUGGCGGACGACUGCUAGCCUCUCGCGAGUACGACCCGGUAGCAUUCUUUGUCGUAUACAUUGCCAUUAUCCAGGGCGGCCAAGCCGCUGGCCAAUUUCUCUCCUUUGGACCCAAUGUCGCGCAAGCAAAAGCCUCCGCAAACCGUUUGUUCGCUGCCCGAGAGCCCUCUGAAGGCCAGCUUGAGAGUCCCGUUGCCGAGCCGAUGCCCAAAGACCUUCGCCCCUCGGUCGAGUUGCGGGGUGUCUCGUUUGGCUACGAAUCCCGCAACAUUACCACUUUCGCGAACCUCGAUAUUUCUAUCGAAAGUGGUCAAUUUGUCGCCUUCGUUGGCCCCUCCGGCUGUGGUAAGUCCACAGUGAUCUCCCUCCUAGAACGGUUCUACGACCCUACCAGCGGCAGUAUUCUAUUUGGCGGAAGAGACAUAUCAUCCAUCCAAAAGUCCUCCUACAGAAAGGCAUUAUCACUGGUAGCACAGGAGCCAAAGUUAUUCGAAGGCAGCAUCCGCGAUAACUUGCUCCUCGGAAUCGAAGACAAAGAAGAUGCACAGACAGAGGAACGCAUGAUCCAGGCAUGCAAGGACGCUGAAAUCCACGACUUUAUAACAUCUCUCCCAGAUGGGUACCUAACUGAACUUGGCGUCAAUGCUCAGACUUCCCUCAGCGGAGGCCAAAAGCAGCGACUGUGCAUUGCUCGAGCGCUGAUCCGGAAACCACUUCUUCUCCUGCUGGACGAGGCUACUUCCAGUCUAGAUUCCCAUUCUGAAAAGCUUGUCCAGGAAGCCAUGGAGCGCCUGGCAGGCAAGAAAAAUAUGACUAUCAUCGCCGUGGCGCAUCGUCUGGCGACAAUUCAAAAAGCAGAUGUAAUUUUCGUCUUCGGCGAGGGUGCCAGAGGUCGAGGAUCGAAGAUUCUUGAGAAAGGUUCACAUCAUGAAUUGCUACGCAACAAGGGACCCUACUGGCAGAUGUGUCAAGCCCAAGCCCUGGAUCGGUAG
This is a messenger RNA of Penicillium brevicompactum, 3891 nucleotides long. Its product is annotated as ABC transporter ATP-binding protein. Lineage: Eukaryota; Fungi; Ascomycota; Eurotiomycetes; Eurotiales; Aspergillaceae. Gene Ontology annotation, molecular function: ATP hydrolysis activity; ABC-type transporter activity; ATP binding. The transcript has 10 exons. Gene Ontology annotation, cellular component: membrane. Gene Ontology annotation, biological process: transmembrane transport. The coding region runs from base 1 to 3891 and encodes 1296 amino acids. The record is from RefSeq and is a predicted model, not a curated record.